CCAAUCACGCGCACCACUCAUCCUCUCUUACUACCACUCCCUUUCACGGACUGCGUGGCGCCUUUCGCACCGAGAUAGUUGACCAAUACCGCGUAUAUUCACCACGGAGACCACCCACCACAGUCACUACUGCAAGUCAUGUAUCGACCACUUUCCCCAAUAUUUGACGUGCCAGAAUUCCCGACGUUCCGGAGAGUGAAGCCACUACCCAAACGCAGACGGACUUCGGGGACGUCGUCGUUGCAUGAUGCCGCGGGGAAUCCACUGCCCAUCGUCCCCACAAUGCUUGACGCAGGCGCGGACGAGCUGACUGUGCACACGAAUGCCAUGACUGCGCAGAUGGCCCUUCAGUCGUACUACAUGCCCGCGCUCGGCGCUAUGCAGGACUUCUUCAAGAGCGGGCUGGCAUCAGCGAUGUCUGCACCGAUCGAUCUCGGAGGGGGGUCUUUUGGCGCAGGGGAUUUUCGCGGGGCACACGACGAGGAAGCGGGGGAGGGCGAGUAUGUCGACCACUUGCAGCAGCCCGGGAACACAAAGAAGAGAAAGGUACCCACGAACAUGUCCGGGUCGGCUCAUGGACACGACAUCAGCUCAGGCACCGCUGGAGCGGAGGACGAGCCUGUGGGCCGUGGGAUCCCUGCGAACGGACGUGCGGGACGGGAGCACGACCCUGCGAACGCUCGCACAUCGCUGGCCUCUACAGGGUGGACAGUGCAGAAGAAGGACAAGCUCCCUCGGGCGACACGCGCGGGCCUGAAGCACAAGGAGAUGCUGAAAUCCCGGAAACGACAGCUGGCCGCCGUCCUGGGAGCACUGUCCCAGGGUGACACACUGGCCCUUGACCAGGCCCUCUCGGCUAGCUACCCCUUUGCCCGCACAGGCAUGAGCGGUGAUCCGAAAGACGCCCCGCCGCUUAGAGUCCGACUGUCUCGGAGAAGGAGUGCCCGCCUGGCGCGCGCAUUCAAAGCCUUCAAAGCAUCACUGCCGCCUACACUACAGGAAUCACGGUCACUCGUCGUACCUUCCACGGAGUUCACGUUUGAGUGCCGUAGCGCCACGUCGGACCGCCUUAUUGCGACGAGAGAAGAAGUUGCGGUCUUGCAUGCACGCUUCGAGCAGGAGCUUGAGAGGCAAGCGACCAAGGCAGCGGAGGCAGCGAAGCAGGCCGAGAAUGCGCUAAAUGGACCCUCUGCGAAGCGCACGGACCGCUCGAAGCAGAAGGGCAAUAACACGGUGCGUGGCUCAGAGCACAAGGUGGAAACUGCAGCGCACCCAUCACAGGCAACGAAGGAUCGUGGCGGCAAGAAGAAGAAACGGUCAGCUCUUGCGAACGCUUCCAACCCUCACCACUUGAAGAACUACGUUCCCUCACGCCUUCCUAAUUCUGGGCAUGCUAAUUCCGCGCAGGCCGUUCAGAAUGCCCAGAACCUCCUUAGUCCUCUGCCAAUCCGCUUCCUGUCCGCCGAUAUUCCUCCACGACGCCGGAAGAAGUCUGACCGGGCUGUCAUUCCUGUGUCGACUCUCGCGAACCCUGCGGACGAGUGGAUAUGCCCUUUCUGCGAGUACGGUUUGUUCUAUGGUGACGAGGCAGAAUACAGGAGUGCUGUCAGGAAUCGCAAGAAAAUAUUGCUGAGACGUCGGCGGGCGCGCGAGCGAGCUGCCGCUGCUGCGAGCGGCGCUGCUUCUGUGAAGCCGUCAGAGAAGGACGUCCCUGCGUCUGACGAUGCCCACACCGGAUAUGAAGCUUCUGUCGGGAACAGCGGAGCGCUUGCCGCUGGCAAGCAGGCGAAGAUGAAGGAGGAGCGGGACCGGGGCGGGGCUGAGAUCACACAAGUAGCACUAGGAUAAUAACGGAU
Laetiporus sulphureus 93-53 is the source of this 1856-nucleotide messenger RNA. RefSeq lists its product as uncharacterized. The record is from RefSeq and is a predicted model, not a curated record. The transcript has 3 exons. The coding region runs from base 139 to 1848 and encodes 569 amino acids. NCBI's taxonomy places the organism in Eukaryota, Fungi, Basidiomycota, Agaricomycetes, Polyporales, Laetiporaceae.